AUGGUUCCCGUUACGCCAGACGCGACCAGGCGCUAUGAGCCAAAGGCUGCACCCGACGUUGUUAACAAAAAACCCAUUCCAAGACUAACUCGGACAUUCCAAAGUGAAAUGCCCUCCACGGGUCAUGGAUGGAGUCUUUUCAGACAUCCCGAAGGCGCGUGCUAUUUCUACCACAAAGGCAAGAACGUGUUUACCGAUUCCGACGUGAAUAAUACCGGAAUUCGAGAAGAAAUUACCGCUGCGCUGGACUCCAUCGAACGAUAUGUCAGAAACCAGCAUAUCCUUCUCCCAGAAGGAGCACCGCUGGUCAUUGAUCUAGACCUCCAGUUGGACUCCGAAGAACCCGAAAGCAUUUUUUACUAUUAUUAUGUGGAUCAUGAAGCAAAAGCGAUCUUUUUCCUUCAUCCAUUUGACACUUCAAGUCUACCGGCAUUCGAAGAAGCCCCGCGAAGUACUACUGAACUCCACCGCGGGAACGAGAUUGAAGCUCAGUACUGGUACUUCGUACAGUUGUUCCCAACAUCUACAAAACUAUCAGAAGAAUUUCUUUCCAAACUGGCUGAUACUUGUAUCUAUUGGCUUGCAGAUGUCUCGACAUCGCCCACUUCAACGACACCAUACACGCCACGGGCCAUGAGCGAAAUUCUGCAAUUGGUGGGCCCGAUGGAAAAAAUGAAAAAUUCAAUCUGUCCUGGAUCUAUGGCAGCGCUGGCACGUCACAUGUAUAUGUUCGCCCAUACGCGAUUUAUUCACUAUCACGGAGAGCCCCAUGCGCGGCUGGAUAGGACUGCCACUGUCCACUGUACAAUGCUGUACCAAAGGACAUGGCUGAUCAGGAUAAUCUCUCCAUUCCUCUUCUUCGGCCCCGACUUUCACCUCAGGCUUUUGCAGGAUGCAUGGGUCGAUAAAAUAAUACAUGCGGACGUCUGGGUCAAGAUCACUGCGAAGAUGCAGAAAGAAUGGAUCGGACUCAUCGCCUAUAGUGCCCUCAUGCUAGCAUGUGGAGUCUCCUUCUUAACCAUCCCAGGGGUUGUCCCAGAUGGCGGUGAUGGGCCCGGUCGUACAAUGUCCCAGAUUGUGCGACUCUUUUCCUACUUGUCGACAAUCUCGAGCUUCACAAGCACAAUCCUGGGCUGUCUCUUGCAUAGGCACCAUCAAACGAGCGUCAGCGAUGCCGCCCCGGAGGCGCAACAAUACCUCAAUGAUCAAGAGAACAAGUACGUAGGAUUGGAGCUGUUGGCUAUACAGCACAGUUUGCCUCACGCCUUUUUGAUGUGGAGUGUCAUAUUCUUCCUGGCGGCGUUCUCCGCAUUUUGCUUCUCAAGCAAAGAGAUUGCCUCCAUCACGGCCGUCGCGUUAUAG
This is a messenger RNA of Cyclocybe aegerita, 1362 nucleotides long. The record is from the annotation of a GenBank genome assembly. NCBI's taxonomy places the organism in Eukaryota, Fungi, Basidiomycota, Agaricomycetes, Agaricales, Hemipholiotaceae.